AUGGGAAAUCAGAACAAUGUCACAGAAUUUGUUUUCAUGGGACUGUGGAGAAAUAAGCAAAUAGAGCUUCUUUUCUUUUUCUUCUUCCUGAUUUGCUACCUGGCAGUCUUAAUGGGGAACUCCAUUAUUUUACUCACGAUCACCCACAGUCAUCUAAUUGAACAACCAAUGUACUACUUCCUCUGCCAUCUUUCCCUCACGGACAUCAGCUACACCUCCACUGUGGUUCCCCGCCUAAUCAAGGACCUGGCUGCAGCAAGAAAAAACAUUUCCUAUAACAGUUGUAUGACCCAGCUCUUUACUGCCCACCUUCUGGCAGGUGUGGAAAUAUUCAUCUUGGUGGCCAUGGCCUUCGACCGCUACGUAGCUAUUGUCAAGCCCUUGCACUACAUGGUCAUCAUGAACCGGAAGAGGUGUAACUUGCUGGUUGCUGUGGCAUGGAGUUUGGGUUUCUGGCAUUCUAUUGCCCUCCUGCUUAUGGUACUCAGUUUACCUUUCUGUGGUCCCAAUAAGAUAAAUCAUUACUUAUGUGAUGUGAAGCCUCUUCUACAGUUAGUUUGCAAAGAUAUUUAUGUUGUUAGUAUCUUGGUGAUUGCUAAUUCAGGGAUGGUAGUGGUUGUAAUUUUUCUUAUCCUGGUGGUUUCUUAUAUACUCAUUUUAUACCAUCUUAGGAAGAUGUCCUCUGCAGGGCGAUGCAAAGCUCUCUCAACAUGUAGCUCUCAUGUAAUGGUUGUAGUUUUAUUUUUUGUGCCCUGUAUCUAUACCUAUGUGCUACCUGCAGGUAGUGAGAAUAAGGAUAAGGAAAUCUCUGUGUUUUACACUGUGAUUGCUCCCAUGCUGAAUCCUCUCAUCUACACCCUGAGAAAUAUGGAGAUGAAAAUUGCCAUGCAGAAAAUCUGGUCUCAAAUGUCACAUUCAGACUCAAAGUAA
Messenger RNA from Tupaia belangeri chinensis (Chinese tree shrew), 930 nucleotides. Its product is annotated as olfactory receptor 4P4. Gene Ontology annotation, biological process: G protein-coupled receptor signaling pathway. The coding region runs from base 1 to 930 and encodes 309 amino acids. Lineage: Eukaryota; Metazoa; Chordata; Mammalia; Scandentia; Tupaiidae. The transcript has a single exon. Gene Ontology annotation, cellular component: membrane. Gene Ontology annotation, molecular function: olfactory receptor activity; G protein-coupled receptor activity. The record is from RefSeq and is a predicted model, not a curated record.